AUGGCCUUGAUGUAUAAGGAUCCAGACAGUUCAGAUGAACCCAGUGCCGAGGACACUAGACUUCGAGAGAUUUACAGUCCCCUUCAUCGAGGGUCAGACCAAAGUGGUAUUGUCCCUACUCUGAAAGAUGUGAAUGGAAAGUUUCCUCCAAACUUUCCAUUCACUCAGAUGGCCAAAGGCACUGUGGUGAUGGGAUUCCUGCUCCUGGGGUUCUCGGAGGAACCUGUCCGUCCUGGACUUCUGCUUAUCUUUGUCACUGUCCCCAAAACUUUCUUCAAUUCAGUGACCAACAAGAACUCCAUGUAUUUCAAGGGCUGCAUUCUGCAAGUGUUUUUCUUUGUUUCAGAUGUUGUCUCUGAGGUGUCCCUGCUCACAGUGAUGUGCAACGACCACUACGCUGCCAUCUGCCACCCCUUGCGCUGUGAGGUUGUCAUGAUAAGAGGGACUUGUGAGAAGAUGGCAGCCGCCUCCUGGCUCAGUGGUGGGCUCUUCGGUCUCAUGCACACAGCUGCCACCUUCUCUGAACCUUUCUCUGGGCCUCAAAUGAUCCAGCAGUUCUUCGGUGAUGUUCCCCAGCUUCUGAAGCUCUCUAGUCCCCCAGGAAACACACGUGAAUAUUCGCUCAUUGUCCUUUCUGCCAGUUCCUUCACCGUCUGUUUCGUGUACAUAACUGCCUCAUAUGUCCGCCUCUUCUCAGCCGUGCUGAGGAUGCCAUCAGUAGAGGGCCAGUCCAAAGCCUUCUCAACCUUCCUUCCUCAUCUCAUCGUUGUGAUUUUCUUCGUAUCCACGGGUGUUUCUGAAUAUCUAACUCCGUCCUCUAAUUGUCCAUCGGGACUAGACUUGCUUCUGUUCAUUUUCUAUUCCAUAGUGCCCCCGGGUCUGAACCCUGACAUCUACAGAUUGAGGAAACAGGCUAUGGAAGCUGCUCCAGAGUGGAUGUUAUGCCCGGAAUAA
Molecule: messenger RNA, 954 nt
Organism: Tachyglossus aculeatus (Australian echidna)
Lineage: Eukaryota; Metazoa; Chordata; Mammalia; Monotremata; Tachyglossidae
Product: olfactory receptor 14A16-like
Exons: 3
Coding region: 1-954 (317 amino acids)
Biological process (GO): G protein-coupled receptor signaling pathway
Cellular component (GO): membrane
Molecular function (GO): olfactory receptor activity
Source: RefSeq, a predicted model, not a curated record